Messenger RNA from Lates calcarifer (barramundi perch), 971 nucleotides. Its product is annotated as olfactory receptor 11A1-like. Lineage: Eukaryota; Metazoa; Chordata; Actinopteri; Centropomidae. Gene Ontology annotation, molecular function: olfactory receptor activity; G protein-coupled receptor activity. Bases 1 to 927 code for a protein of 308 amino acids. Gene Ontology annotation, biological process: G protein-coupled receptor signaling pathway. Gene Ontology annotation, cellular component: membrane. The transcript has a single exon. The record is from RefSeq and is a predicted model, not a curated record.
AUGGAUAAUAAACUAAAUGUAACAUAUAUAACUCUUGAUGGGUAUGUAGAAGUGAACAAAUAUAGGUAUAUAUAUUUUUUCAUCAUGAUUACAGUGUUUAUUUUAAUCAUUUGCUGUAAUUCCACUAUUGUGUGUCUCAUCUGGAUUCAACAAAACCUCCAUGAGCCCAUGUACAUUUUCAUUGCAGCUUUGUCACUGAACUCUGUUCUGUUCAGUGCUGCCAUUUAUCCAAAGCUUUUGAUUGACUUUUUAUCUGAUAUACAGAUCAUAUCUUAUUCAGCCUGUCUCUUUCAGUGGUUUCUCUACUAUUCUCUGGGUGGUUCAGAAUUCCUACUAUUGGCAGCCAUGGCCUAUGACAGGUAUGUGUCUAUAUGUAAACCUCUGCAAUAUCCAAUUAUCAUGAGAAAAAUAAUCAUCAAUAUGUUACUGCUUUUAGCUUGGCUUAUCCCUGCUUGUCAGGUUGCAGUACCAAUUAUACUGAAUGCCAAUAAAAAACUCUGUGACUUUACUUUAAAAGGAAUCAUUUGUAACAACAUAAUUUAUAAACUACACUGUGUGAGUUCAAGUGCACUAAAUAUAUAUGGUUUGGUUGUGCUUGUAAAUAUUGCCAUACUUCCUGUGAUCUUCAUUCUGUUCACAUACACCAGGAUACUGAUCAUAUCCAUUAGGAGCUGUAGAGAGGUCAGGAAAAAAGCUGCACAGACCUGUUUACCUCACCUGCUGGUUCUAAUCAGCUUUUCAUUAUUGUGUACAUAUGAUAUAAUUAUACUGAGACUGGAAUCAGAUUUUCCAAAAACAGCACGUUUAAUCAUGACUUUACAACUGAUUGUGUAUCAUCCUCUCUUUAAUCCAAUUAUAUAUGGACUGAAAAUGAAAGAAAUUCAUAAACACCUCAAGAGGUUGUUCUGUUCAGGCAAAAUGAUCUGAUUCAUUAAAAGAAAUGUACAUAAUGGAAACUCUGUUCUUUACAG